AUGGCGUUAUCGUUGCUCGGAGCACGACAGUAUCCCACACAUCCCAUUACGGUGCAGUAUGCCGUGCGAGUUUUGCGAUCUUAUCCACCAGAUGUUCUGCUUCUUUACAUUCCGCAACUUGUGCAGGCUCUGCGACAUGACACGAUGGGCUAUGUGGCUGAGUUGAUUUUAUGGUUGGCUGGACACUCGCAACUCUUAGCACAUCAACUAUUAUGGAAUAUGCAGACCAACAUGUACAGAGAUGAGGAUUCAAAAGAGAAAGACCCUGAUCUCUAUGGACCUUUAGUGGAACUCGUCAGUAAGAUCACGUCGAAUUUGGAAGGGGCUGCAAAAAGAUUUUACGACAGCGAAUUCGAUUUGUUCAAACGUAUCACUGAUAUAUCCGGCAAAAUAAAACCUUUCCCGAAAGGAGAAGCCAGAAAAAAAGCUUGCUUAAGCGCAAUUGCCGAAAUACAGCUCGAGACGGUGACUUAUUUGCCAUCGAAUCCGGAAGCUGUGGUUCUCGAUAUUGAUUACAAAAGCGCAACGCCAAUGCAAAGCGCAGCGAAAGCGCCCUUCUUGACUCGAUUCAAAGUUCGACGUUGCGGUGUGCAGGAAUUAGAACGGAUUGGGAUCGCUGCGCAUCAGCGCCAUCCCCCUCCUGAAGCAGAUAUUCGAUCGCUGGCUCGAUCCGAGGACAGUCGAGUUUGCUGGCAGGCCGCCAUUUUUAAGGUUGGUGACGAUGUGCGGCAAGAUAUGUUAGCUCUGCAGCUGAUGCGUCUGAUGCGGAACAUUUUUGAUGCUGUGGACUUGGACGUUCGCCUAUUUCCAUACAGAGUUGUUGCUACCUCACCGGGGUGUGGAGUGAUUGAAUGUGUUCCAAAUUCAAAAUCACGAGACCAGCUGGGACGGCAGACUGACUUCGGAUUAUAUGAAUAUUUUCUAACGACGUACGGAGAUGAGAAUACCGAAACGCUGCAAGUUGCGAGAAGGAAUUUUAUUCGAAGCAUGGCUGCAUACAGUGUGUUCAGCUUCUUGCUACAGAUCAAGGAUCGCCAUAAUGGCAAUAUAAUGAUUGACAGUGAAGGCCAUAUCGUCCAUAUCGAUUUUGGCUUUAUGUUUGAAAGUAGCCCAGGCGGCAAUCUUGGAUUUGAACCGGACUUCAAACUUUCGCAGGAAAUGGUGGCAAUUAUGGGUGGCAAAAUGGAGGCACCAAGUUUCCGACUGUUUGCAUCAUUAUGUGUUCAAGCAUAUCUGGCUAUUAGACCCUAUUAUAAAGCUUUUAUUGCACUAGUGUCGCUAAUGCUCGACACUCAUUUGCCGUGUUUUCGUGGCAAAACAAUACAGCAAUUCCGGGAUCGUUUUGCUCCGCAAAUGUCGGAUCGCGAUGCAGCAAAGUACAUGAUGAGCAUAAUACGUAAUUGCUUUUUGAAUGUGCGCAGCAAAAUGUAUGACCAAUUGCAGUAUAUUCAGAAUGAGAUACCGUAUUAG
This is a messenger RNA of Gongylonema pulchrum, 1470 nucleotides long. Lineage: Eukaryota; Metazoa; Nematoda; Chromadorea; Rhabditida; Gongylonematidae. The record is from the annotation of a GenBank genome assembly.